AUGGCAGACACGGCGCCGAUCUCCGUCGAUGCCGGCACCGGCAGCACCGCACCCGCCGCCGAAGAGCGGCCGGAGAUCUCUGGGGACCCCCUGACGGGCACCUUCCAUAGAAGCGCAGCCUCUUGCCCAGGACUGCGAGAAAUAUCCUCCCAUAUGCUCUGCAGCGUCUGCGUAGGUGCCUCCGGGAACCUUCCCUUGUCUUCGCAAAUUCCUCCCCUUCAACCCCCGUCUUGGGAUCCUACUUCCCCCACCCCACCUCCUGUUUAUCGCCCGAUCCGAUCUCCAGCCAUUAACGCCCCCAACCACUCCCAGACCGCGAUUAUUCUCUCCCCCGUACCACAUCCACAGCCCGUCGCUGUCCUCUCGCUGCCACACGAAUUCGUGAUCCCUGUUAAGCGAAUUACUUCUCCCGACGACAUCCGCCACUUCCACUCGUCAGCUUCUGGCCAGAACUUCCUUGGCUUCGUCGCCGCACUAUCCCAGUCCGUCCUCCGCAAGAAGAUCUCCGAUCCCCUUCCCGUUCCCCUCUCCCGCAGCCUAGAGUCUCUCUUGGCCUUCCUCGAUUUACUAUCCGUAUGGGUGGACGAGAUUCCCCCAUUUCCUCACCCGGGCCGCUAUGGGAACCCUGCCUUUCGUAUGUGGCACCAACGCCUACAGGAUACGGCUGAGCAGAUGGUCGUCGGCCUCCUCCCCGGUGGCGAUCUCAAACCGAUUGCUGCAAUAGAGCUUGUUCCCUACCUACUCGAUUCAUUUGGGAAUUCCACACGAAUCGACUAUGGGACAGGGCACGAGACUAACUUUGCCGCCUUUAUAUAUUGCCUUGCGAGGCUCGGACUUCUCCACGAAGAAGACUACCAGGCUUUGGUGCUCCGAGUAUUCGUGAAGUAUUUGGAGCUAAUGAGGAAGCUGCAGACGGUGUACUGCCUUGAACCUGCGGGUUCACAUGGUGUUUGGGGCCUCGACGAUUAUCACUUCCUACCAUUCAUCUUUGGCUCGGCACAGCUAGUUGAUCACAAGUACAUGAAACCCAAGUCAAUACAUAAUCACGACAUAACUGAGAAUUUCUCAAGGGAUUACAUGUAUCUCGGGUGCAUCGAGUUUGUGAAGAAGGUGAAAAAGGGGUUGUUUGCAGAGCACUCACCAAUGCUGGAUGAUAUUAGUUCCGUUGCCUCAUGGGCAAAGGUGAACAGCGGGAUGCUGAAGAUGUACAAAGCAGAAGUGCUGGAGAAGGUGCCGAUAAUGCAGCAUUUCCUUUUUGGGUCGAUUAUCAAAUGGUAAGUUCAAUGAAACAUGUGAAUGAAAAUAUUGAUUUUCAGAAUCCUAGAAAUAUCAGUCUUUUGUUGAAACUAUUGUUUAGAAGGUUGGUUUAUUGUUCUAUAACUUUCAGUAGUUUUUUUACUUUCGUUUGGUAGUAUGCACGAAUCAUUUUCUCUAUGACAUUUAUAAAUAUGCAAUAACAAACAACAAGGAAUUAGGAUCUGUACAACGAAUCAUGUCCUCAGUUUGGUCUGGGUCUUUAGACGGGUAGCAUUAAGCAUAAAUCCCCUCGUUAGUUUAAGCUUGGAUACUCUCACCAAGGCUAUACUAAUUGACUGAUCUUGGUUUAUUUUUUCAUGUUGUUUGUUGGUUUAUUGUGAUUUUAUUAAGAUAAUGGUUACUGCGGAAGGCAUUUUUGCCACGAAAGUAAAAUCAGGGUCUUGUACUUGGUCAUUAACGACAAAUAAAAAUAUUCUAAUUAUACGUGGAGUUGAUUCCCUAACGGCUUGAUUUCAAUCAUUGCUUCUUUUUCACUGAGAUUAUGACAUGAUUAAAUUAAAAUUUCUGUACACAGAUGUAUGAAAAAGACAGAAUUGUCACCUUUCGGAAUCCUCAAAUUUCUCCAGAACAUACAUCAGAGCAAGUCGAUGGAAAUUGAGAUGCGUAAUUGUCAAGUAUACUUAAAUGAGCCUUCUAUUCAUCAAAUCUACUCUCCAGAUUCCCUCAGAAUUAUCACCUUUCGGAAUCCUCAAAUUUUCUUUUGCCUUUGAGGAUUCUGAAAGGCGAUAAUUCUGAAAGAAUCUGGAGAAUAGAUUUGAUGAAUAGAAGGCUCAUUCCGAAAGGUGAUAUUAUAAGAAUUCAUCUCUGUUGUAUCUUCUGAACGCUUUCACAUGGAGAAUGGGGAAUGCCAUCACUUAUUGACCUACAUGUUUUUUGGGAUAUUAUGAAUUUCUUCAAAGCAAUCACAGGAUGUAUGCAAAUUUUUCUUGCAAGCGUAGAUAGCCUGUUUCAAUCUGAAUGACUCAAAAAUAAAUAAACGGGAAGGUUGCAUUUAUGGUGUCGCCUAGGUAUUUCAAAAUAUGUCACUUUCUGGUUUUUCCUAUUGCAAUACUGCUGCUGAGCAUGAAAUAGAUGCCAGUGAAUAA
This is a messenger RNA of Spirodela intermedia, 2402 nucleotides long. Lineage: Eukaryota; Viridiplantae; Streptophyta; Magnoliopsida; Alismatales; Araceae. The record is from the annotation of a GenBank genome assembly.